This is a messenger RNA of Charadrius vociferus (killdeer), 1107 nucleotides long. It is a transcript of the gene DLX5, whose product is annotated as distal-less homeobox 5. Gene Ontology annotation, molecular function: RNA polymerase II cis-regulatory region sequence-specific DNA binding; DNA-binding transcription factor activity, RNA polymerase II-specific. The transcript has 3 exons. Bases 1 to 741 code for a protein of 246 amino acids. NCBI's taxonomy places the organism in Eukaryota, Metazoa, Chordata, Aves, Charadriiformes, Charadriidae. Gene Ontology annotation, biological process: embryo development; cell differentiation; regulation of transcription by RNA polymerase II. The record is from RefSeq and is a predicted model, not a curated record.
AUGACAGGAGUAUUUGACAGAAGGGUCCCCAACAUCAGAUCCGGCGACUUCCAGGCUCCUUUCCAGACGGCCGCAGCCAUGCACCACCCGUCCCAGGAAUCUCCCACUUUACCCGAGUCCUCGGCUACGGAUUCCGACUACUACAGCCCGGCGGGGGGAGCCCCGCACGGCUACUGCUCGCCUACCUCGGCUUCCUACGGCAAAGCGCUCAACCCUUAUCAGUAUCAGUACCACGGCAUGAACGGAUCUGCUGGGAACUAUCCUGCCAAAGCCUAUGUUCGCGGGCGGCGGGGAGCGGGUCCCAUCGCAGCCGCGGAGCGCCGGGUUGCCAGGCGGGCAUUAAUGGUGUCGGUUUCCCUUCCCCCUACUCCUUCUUUCCUCUCCCCUCUCCUCCCGCCCCCCUCCCCGGUGAAAAUUUGGUUUCAGAAUAAAAGAUCCAAGAUCAAGAAGAUCAUGAAGAACGGGGAGAUGCCUCCGGAGCACAGCCCCAGCUCCAGCGACCCCAUGGCCUGCAACUCUCCACAGUCACCUGCGGUUUGGGAACCUCAGGGCUCGUCCCGCUCUCUCAGCCACCAUGCCCACGCACACGGUCACCCUCCAAACUCCAACCCGUCCCCUGCAUCCAGCUACCUGGAGAGCUCCGCUUCCUGGUACCCCGCUGCCAACUCCAUCAACUCCCACCUCCAACCCCACGGCUCCCUACAGCACCCGUUAGCGCUGGCCUCUGGGACAAUUUAUUAGAGUCUGACCCUUAUUAUUUUAUUUUUUUAAUUUUUUUUUUUGUUGUUCCUUGGACUCCCAUGUUUUACUGUUAAGGAAUAAUAACGAAAGGAAUGCAUAUGGGGGAUUUUUAAAAGGGAAAAGAAACAAACAAAAAGAUUAAAUGUGUAAAGCUUGUGCAUGUAACUUAUUGCAUUUCAAAGGAAACCCUUUUUUAUACAAUACGGACAUUUUUUGGCUCAGCUGUGGACACUAUCAAUGGUGCCUUGAAAUCUAUGACCUCAACUUUUCCAGAGACUUUUUUUCAAUGUUAUUUUAACCCUGUAAAUAAUUGUAGAUAGAGGAAUUAAACUGUAUAUUCUGAAUAAAAUAAAAUUAUUUCGACCA